This is a messenger RNA of Zophobas morio, 1003 nucleotides long. It is a transcript of the gene bug, whose product is annotated as thioredoxin domain-containing protein 15. Lineage: Eukaryota; Metazoa; Arthropoda; Insecta; Coleoptera; Tenebrionidae. Gene Ontology annotation, cellular component: cilium. The record is from RefSeq and is a predicted model, not a curated record. Gene Ontology annotation, biological process: cilium assembly. The transcript has 2 exons. Bases 86 to 928 code for a protein of 280 amino acids.
CAGAUAAAGCCACCAUUGCUACCAACAUAAACAACCUAACCUAAAAGUUGACUUUACAAUAAUGUUUAAGUGCUAAAUUAUCGUCAUGGCACGAACUAUUUUCAAAAUUUUCACAUUAUUGUCAAUUUGCGCACUCACCCCUUUGACGUUUUGUGACGACUCCGAAGCCCCUCAAGACCCAGAAUCUGAAACAGAAAAAGCAGAACUGAGCAUCGACGAUCCUUCACAUAAUCUCACGUCGUUCACUAAUUCCACAAUCGAGACUAAUGCAGCAAAUUCGACCACCGUCAACACUACUGAAACGACGAAUGUCACCCACAAAAUCGUUCAGUGUUUACCAGACUAUGGAACUUCUGAAGUUCAACUAGUCAAUGACACUGAACUCAUCAAACUUCUUUUGAUUCAGACCAACAUCACCAGCCGCGAUAUCCCCGCUAAUUGUGUCCUGGUGCUAUUUUACUCGAAAUAUUGUCCUUUUUCCAGCAUGGCAGCCCCCCAUUUCAACGCACUCCCGCGGGCCUUCCCUGAUGUUAAAAUGGUUGCUAUAAAUGCCAUGGUUUACCAUUUGUUUAACACCCAGAAUGGUAUUGUGGGUGUUCCUACUUUGAUGCUUUUCCAUAAUGGCAGACCCAUGGCUAAGUUUAAUGAGUCUGAGUAUACUUUGGAGUUGUUUUCCAAGUUUGUGACGAAGCAUACGGGGAUCCCGGCAGCUGAAAAGUCGACUGUUACGUCGGCUGAUUUCAGCGGACCUGUUACUAGUGUUCCGGCGAAAGAUAUAGACGUGUUUUUGAUUAUAUCGUGGAUUUUUAUCAUAUUGUGUAGUUCGUAUUAUUUUAGUAAGUCUAAGUUUUGGAGGUGGUUUGUGGAGACAGUUCAGAUUAAUUGGAGGGAAUCAGAAGCUCAUGCCCAGCACGAACACGCGGAGUGAGGGGGAUUUUGCGAAAAUUAUUUAUUUAAAAGUUGUUAUAUUUGUUUAUUCUGUAUAAAUAAAUUUUCAAAGAAA